CACUGCUGCAUCAGUGAAUGACAUGAGGAUGUGAAAGAAUACAGCGGCGGGUUGGGCAUAUGAUUUUAAAGCCAUUCUCGAGCGGACUGUUAUAUGGACGAUGAGGAAUACACCAAGGACUGACUGAGGCACGGCCUGUGUUUGAGCCUGAGUCUUCCUCACCUGCCAGCCAUGGACUAGACAAGAGGAGCGUAUGACCGCAGACAUAACCAUGGUGGUGAGGUGGCUGCUCAACUCCCAUUGAGAACACAGAAAAUGAGAGUGUGAAGCUGCAGGGCAGGCAGCGCAGCCACAUGAUCCCAUGACUCUGGAUAUGGAUGCGGUCCUGUCAGACUUUGUUCGGUCCACAGGGGCAGAACCGGGUCUGGCACGAGACCUGCUAGAAGGUAAAAACUGGGACCUGAGCGCCGCUCUCAAUGACUAUGAGCAGCUCCGGCAGGUCCACACGGCCAACCUGCCCCACGUCUUCAAUGAGGGCCGUUUCUACAAGCAGCCGGAGCGUAGCGGCACCCCGCAGCACAUCAGCAAGCCUGAGCAAUGCCCACCAAAACAAGAGGACAACACUCAGGAGAAGCGUCUGUCUCGGGGCAUUUCCCAUGCCAGCUCUGCCAUCAUGUCUCUGGCGCGGCUGCAGGUUUCAGGGGAUUGUGCCAGGGAGCAGUUCCCCCUAGAGAUGCCCAUCUACACAUUCCAGCUGCCCGACCUGAGCGUGUACAGCGAGGACUUCCGCAGCUUCAUCGAGCGCGACCUCAUCGAGCAAUCCACCAUGGUGGCCCUGGAGCAAGCCGGUCGUUUGAACUGGUGGUCCACCAUGUGCACCAGCUGUAAGAAGCUAUUACCGUUAGCCACAACAGGAGACGGCAACUGCCUCCUGCAUGCGGCUUCUUUAGGAAUGUGGGGCUUCCAUGACCGGGAUCUGGUGCUGCGGAAGAGUCUGUACGCCAUGAUGAAGAGCGGAGCCGAGAGAGAAGCUCUGAAGAGGAGGUGGAGGUGGCAGCAGACUCAACAGAACAAAGAGUCGGGGCUGGUGUACACUGAGGAGGAAUGGGAGAGAGAAUGGAACGAAUUGCUGAAGCUGGCCUCCAGUGAGCCACGCACACACUUUAGCAAGAACGGCAACUCCAGUGGAGGUGUGGACAACUCAGAAGACCCGGUUUACGAGAGUUUGGAGGAGUUCCAUGUGUUUGUAUUGGCCCAUGUUCUGAGAAGACCCAUUGUGGUGAUAGCGGACACCAUGCUCAGAGACUCCGGAGGGGAAGCUUUUGCCCCCAUUCCUUUUGGAGGGCUUUACCUGCCGCUGGAGGUUCCUCCCAACCGCUGUCACUGUUCUCCGCUGGUACUGGCCUACGAUCAGGCCCACUUCUCCGCCCUGGUGUCCAUGGAGCAGAGAGACCAGCAGAGAGAGCAAGCCGUCAUCCCACUGACUGACUCUGAGCACAAGCUGCUAGCGCUGCACUUCGCGGUGGACCCUGGGAGGGACUGGGAGUGGGGGAGGGAUGACAAUGACAAUGCUAAGCUGGCAAAUCUGAUUCUAUCACUGGAAGCUAAACUAAACCUUCUGCACAACUACAUGAAUGUAACAUGGAUUCGAAUUCCUUCUGAAUCAAGGGCUCCCUUGGCUCAGCCCGAGUCGCCAACUGCCUCUGCGGGUGAGGAUGUACAGUCUCUGGCUGAAUCCAUGGAUUCGGACCGGGAGUCUGUUUGCAGUAACUCCAACCUCAAUAAUGGAAAGUCAAUGAAGGAGAAAGACAAGGACAAGCAGCGAAAGGACAAGGACAAAACACGGGCAGACUCAGUGGCCAACAAACUGGGCAGCUUCAGCAAGACUCUGGGCAUCAAACUUAAGAAGAAUAUGGGUGGACUUGGAGGACUUGUCCAUGGCAAGAUCAGCAAGUCCACCUCAACAAAUGGUAGAACGGUAGAGAAUGGAGAGCAGAAAUCUAAGAAAAAGGACUCCAAAACACGGAAAGGGAGCAAGGAGGAGUCAGGCCAGUCAGCCAGCACAUCCUCCUCAGAGAAGACAACCAGUCCCUCGCCUACAGACCGUGCUUCUGGUAGCUCACCUGUUGAGAGACUGCCAGGAUCAGGCAAAAUCUCGGGUGAUCGGACACUAGACAACUGGAAGUACAGCACAGAUGUCAAACUCAGCCUGAACAUCCUUCGAGCAGCCAUGCAGGGUGAGCGUAAAUUCAUCUUUGCUGGGUUGCUGCUCACCAGCCAUCGACACCAAUUUCACGAGGAGAUGAUCAGCUUCUACCUAAGCAGUGCCCAAGAACGCUUCAGUGCUGAGCAGGAACAGAAAAGAAAGGCGGAGGCUGAGAAGAAGCCUCAGACCAAUGGGGUGGCACUAAAGAAGCCUGAGCAGGAGAGUGUUUUCCAAAGGGAGCGUUCAGAUAGCUCUCCACCCGAGAGUUGCUCACCGGUGUUGCACCCUAGCCAUAAUCUUUCCCUGGCUGUGAAGGUCCAAGAAAGGGGAAGCCCAAAGCUUGCUGCUUCUCCCAUCCCAAUACCCAUCCCAGUUUCCGUCCCAGGAUCCUCCAUGUCCCCGGUCCCUUUCUCCUCCCCUAGUAACGGUGCUAAAAGACCCGGACCAGUCCCUGUUUCAGCUCACUAUAGCCAUACACCACCUAUCCAGAGGCACAGUGUCAUCCACCUGAGGGAUGUCAAUGUGCAGUCAUCCAGCUAUCAAGAUGAGUCCUACAAGCCAAUGAUCGGCACUCUCAAAACUUGUGCCACCUACCCCCAGCAAAACCGCUCACUGUCCUCUCAGAGCUACAGCCCAGCCCGCUUGUCUGGCAUCCGUACUGUCAAUGCCGUAGACACCCUACCGUACAACAUGCCUGGGGAACACAAGUCCCACACUUAUACCAACGGCUUCAACACUGGCGACAUCCGGGACUGUCUGGAGUUUGCAGAUGAGGACCCGAUGCCCCAUGCCUGGCUGGGGCAGGACAAAACCAAAGGGCAGAGUGGUGUUUGCCCAAUGUACUGUUUUCAGCAGAAACGCUGCAGGAGGGAGAACUGCACUUUCUAUGGCCGACCCGAGACGGAGAACUUUUGCUCCUACUGUUAUAGAGAGGAGCUGAAACGCAGGGAACGAGAGUUGAAGGUGCACCGACCUGGAUAGCCCUGCAAACAUGCACACACAUAUAUAGCCACCCCUAAUGUGCGUGAAAAGAACAGCAACACCACCACCUUUUUGCACUUUGCAAGUGAUACAAAGAACUGGCAUAACAUUUUCCUACUAGAUUUAAGAUCGGCCUCCUUGUAUUCUUGUUACUUUACUCUCAAUAGCGGACAGACAUUGCUUUACAAUGACAGGAAGUGCAACCAGAAUCAGUUUACAGCUUUGGCCAGAGAUUGUGUUAUUGUUUGUUCUAUGUCCAAUUGAAUUCAGUCUUUUACUUGUUCUAGAGUAAAAGCUCUCGCCUGUGCAUUUUGCUCAAUUUGUGUUGUAAAACUCCUUGUACAUGCAGAAAGAGAUGUAAAAGCAUAUGUCCGUCUCUAAUGGAGUUUCCCAAAUCAUAGAAAGGAAAACUCAGUUUAGAGCUCAUUAUAAUGCAAUACUUCACAGCAUAGCUCUUUGGAAUCUUAAUGCCGAAUAACAUUGAUUUUGCUGCGCAUUGCAAAUAAUUACAAGGGAGGGAGGUCCACUGUUCAGCACUCUGAUUUUUUUGAAAGCAAUAAGUUUGUUAACAACCGCCACCCCUCCCCCCUUUUAUCUAUGCAUUCAUGACGUCAGCCAUAUUCUACUUUUCACCAUAUAUGAUUCUAAGGGAUAUCGAUAUGAUUGUAAAAGGUCUGCUGUACAAGGAUUAUUAUGGUGGAAAAUAUUCAAUAUGUUGCAUAUCAACGUGUGCUCUCAAAUUGAUCUUGUGACUUUCCAUCAUGCACUAUAUUCUAAUAUAAAGCCUUUUCAUAGGAGGGUUUGCAUUCCAUCAUGACGAUAUCAAAUGAAACCUCACUAUUGUGUGCUACUUGACAUCCGAUACAGUAAGCAUUUGACUUCCACUCGUUGCUGUCUGUAUUUGCAAUAUAUAACAGUCAUGCUAGCGAAUGCUAAAUUACAAGAACCACCUUACCUGAGGAUACAAGUAUGAAAUGCAAACCCUAACAGUUUAUACUUCAGCAUUGGACUGGAGGUGGAAGGCUUAUAAAACUGUGUAUGUGUAAACUGUAUGAUACCUGUUGGCACAGCUCGGCUACAAGCAACUGGCAACUGUUCAUCAACAUUCUGUAGCUAACUCAUGCUAACACUGCCAUGCUUGCCUCUCAUGUGCCAAAAAGGUCCCUCACCUCCAUUUCAUUUGUCCUCAGGUAUAUUAGUCUUAAUCAUAUACAUAGAAGCAACUAAAUCUAUAAAUGUAAAAUUGGUUAUUUAAAGGUUCAAAACUACCUCUGAAAAGCAUUUUAGAUUUUUGACUCGUAUAUUACACAGCAGUGUAAAAUCAUGUUCUAACAAGGCAGUGUGGAAUAUGUCUACGUCUACCAUGGAAGUGAAAAAUGUGGUGACAACAACUUCAUAGCCAAUCAGAACAUGUUUUACGUUUAAUAGACCAAUUAUUGCACUUUGGGUGGAGCUGCCCAGUUAAACCAAGCAAUGGACAAAAUUUUCACAUGUUGCUUGGUUCAGUCAUUUUUAGUUUUGACAUAAGCUCAUAUUAAUUUACUCUUUGACAAUUUGUGGAAUAUAUUUAGCCAAAUCUCUAUGUGUAAAAACUGGACAUUUAAUGGCACAAACCUACCUUUUUCUUUUUCUUUCACUUCAGAUUUUGCUCACAGUAGUGCAAAAACAGUCACAGACAACAACAUGCUAAGCUGCUGACUGACUAACUGGCUAACAAAUGUACCACAGCUCACAGUGCUAGUUCUCAUUGUGUGCUAGAAAAUCAGGAUGUUACAGGUAGCUGCAACAAUCAAGUUAAUUAGCAUGACUAGCGUGUUGGCCACUUUGUGUGCCUCUGCUAAGCAAAGGUCCCACCAAGUGCUUUUCUACUCAAUGGACAAGAUUAUCAUAAAAGCAGCGCUUGUUGUGUUUUGUUUUGUUGUGUGGCAGGCAGUGUCCAGGUAACCAACUCUGUGUCUCUGUGAGUGUUUUGUCUUUCCUGGCCAAGGAUGUCCACUGCUUUGUUCUCUUCCCACAUUUCUACACCUCCACAAUUAUGUCUUUUGCUUCCCAUCCUCCUCUUUUCCUCUCCCUCCUUUAUAUUGGACAAGCUCAUGGACUCUCACUGUCUCUGGAAUUGUAAAAUAUGAUUUUGUAUUCAUUUGAGAGUUUUACACUACUUUAAAUUAUUAAUUUGCACAUUAGGUACCGAUGUAAAUAG
Pimephales promelas (fathead minnow) is the source of this 5327-nucleotide messenger RNA. It is a transcript of the gene otud7a, whose product is annotated as OTU deubiquitinase 7A. Gene Ontology annotation, cellular component: nucleus; cytoplasm. The record is from RefSeq and is a predicted model, not a curated record. Lineage: Eukaryota; Metazoa; Chordata; Actinopteri; Cypriniformes; Leuciscidae. Gene Ontology annotation, molecular function: cysteine-type deubiquitinase activity; K63-linked polyubiquitin modification-dependent protein binding; DNA binding. Gene Ontology annotation, biological process: protein deubiquitination involved in ubiquitin-dependent protein catabolic process; protein K48-linked deubiquitination; protein K63-linked deubiquitination.